Molecule: messenger RNA, 727 nt
Organism: Anastrepha obliqua
Lineage: Eukaryota; Metazoa; Arthropoda; Insecta; Diptera; Tephritidae
Product: protein BUD31 homolog
Exons: 2
Coding region: 126-560 (144 amino acids)
Biological process (GO): mRNA splicing, via spliceosome
Cellular component (GO): nucleus; spliceosomal complex
Source: RefSeq, a predicted model, not a curated record
UUUCGAUUUCUUAACGCUAUUAAUUGCUUUGCAUCAAAUAUAAUUUUUAUUUAGAGUUAAAUAUUACAGGCAGACUUUAAAACUAAAUAUUUUGCAAUUACAUUUUUUUAUUGUAAAUUACAAAUAUGCCAAAAGUACGUAGAAGUCGCAAGCCACCACCGGACGGAUGGGAAUUGAUUGAACCGACGCUUGAGGAAUUGGAGCAAAAAAUGCGUGAGGCUGAAACUGAGCCACAUGAAGGCAAACGUAUCACCGAGUCACUUUGGCCAAUCUUCAAAAUACACCACCAGAAGUCUCGCUACAUUUACGAUUUGUUCUAUCGGCGCAAAGCUAUUAGCCGUGAAUUGUACGACUAUUGUCUAAAAGAGAAAAUUGCCGAUGCGAAUUUGAUUGCAAAAUGGAAAAAAUCUGGUUAUGAAAAUUUGUGUUGUUUGCGUUGUAUUCAAACACGAGAUACAAACUUUGGUACGAAUUGUAUUUGUCGCGUACCAAAAUCUAAGCUGGAAGAAGGACGUAUUGUGGAGUGCGUACAUUGUGGUUGCCGCGGUUGUUCGGGCUAGUGUAGGAAUAAUUAACGUUAAAGUCUUGCGAUUUCAAGAUUUUUAGUAACUAGUGAAUGUAUAGUAAUAUAAUACUACAUAUAUCUAUACGUAUAUAAUAUAGCUAUUAUAAUAUAGCUGUAUAUAAUAUAGUUAAUUAGACCGAACAGGCGAUUUUUUUUUAAACA